This is a messenger RNA of Selaginella moellendorffii, 1555 nucleotides long. Its product is annotated as peptidyl-prolyl cis-trans isomerase CYP57. Lineage: Eukaryota; Viridiplantae; Streptophyta; Lycopodiopsida; Selaginellales; Selaginellaceae. Gene Ontology annotation, cellular component: catalytic step 2 spliceosome. The record is from RefSeq and is a predicted model, not a curated record. The coding region runs from base 19 to 1473 and encodes 484 amino acids. Gene Ontology annotation, biological process: protein peptidyl-prolyl isomerization; protein folding. The transcript is spliced from 11 exons. Gene Ontology annotation, molecular function: peptidyl-prolyl cis-trans isomerase activity.
UAGGGCGAAGGAGCGGGAAUGUCGUCCGUGUACGUGCUCGAGCCUCUCACCAAGGGGAAGGUGGUCCUCCACACCUCCUCCGGGCCUCUGGACAUCGAGCUCUGGGCCAGGGAAGCUCCGCAAGCUACCCGGAAUUUCGUCCAGCUCUGUAUGGAAGGCUAUUACAACAACACAUUGUUCCACCGAGUGAUUCCAAGCUUUCUUGUUCAAGGGGGCGAUCCCACGGGCACUGGCAAAGGUGGUGAGAGCAUCUACGGAGAACCUUUUCCCGACGAGAUUCACACGCGAUUGAAGUUUCGACAUCGAGGUUUUGUUGCCUGCGCAAACGAGGGAAGGCCAAACUCGAAUGGCAGCCAGUUCUUCAUAACUUUGGAUCGCUGCGACUGGAUCAAUGGCAAGCACACGAUCUUUGGAAAGGUAACGGGAGAUACGAUUUACAAUCUGUUGAAGAUUGCAGAGUGUGAUCCUGACGAAGAUGACCGGCCGACAGAUCCUCACUCUGUACUUUCCACUGAGGUCGUUUGGAAUCCCUUUGAUGAUAUUGUACCGAGAAAACUUCACAAACCUGUGGAUAAGUCCGGAGCCAAGACAGAAGAAAAGCCAGUCAAGCAGAAAAAGAGAUUAAAUCUAUUGUCUUUUGGUGAGGAGGCUCUUCAGGAAGAUGAAGAAGCGUCUGUCAUCAAGGAGAAAAUAAAAAGCAGCCAUGAUGUUCUGGAUGAUCCGCGAUUGCUGAAAUCUCAGGUCCCUGGUCCCGAAACUAAGGAGGACAAACAACGUGAGCUAAGUGCAGUUCGCCAAGCCUUGGCAAACAAGAACCCUUUACCCGCACAGGAGGAAGAAGAUGUUGCGAGUGAUGGGGAAGACCAAGAUCAAACUUUCGACGAGAAGAUGAGGCAAAAGCUUCUUGAAAAGAAGAGGCUCUGGGAUCCUCAACAAGAAACAAAAGCUAAAGCGGUAGCAGAAAACAAAAAAUCCAAGGUCAUCCAAAAACCGGAGAAAGACGAUGACGAUGACGAGGACGAGGACGAAGAGGAGGAAGAGAGUGACAUAAGGAAAGACAAACUAGUGAUCAAGAAGCGGGGAUUGGGAUCAGAAGCAAGGGCAGAGAUAGCGCUCAAGACCGACGUCGAAAUGCAGCUUCUAACUCCCCAAGAGCAACGACGGCAAAAGGUUAAGCAACACAAGCGGAAUCUCGGCAGUCGGGAAGAAACAACAAUGGCCUUGCUGGAUAAGUUUCGGGAGAAGCUUUCCAGUCACAAAGCAGCCGAGCCUGACAAGGACGAAGCGUCGGAUAUUUUGAGUCACAAGCUCAAGUUCGAGCUGGACAGAAAGGAUAAAAUGGCCAGGAAGGAAGCGCUCGACCACUACGUAGUUGUGGAUCCUUUGUUAGAGAAAGGCAAAGAGCAGUUUAACAAAAUCCAGGCCAAGAUGAAGAGACGCAACCGCGAAUGGGCCGGAAAGUCCUUCACUUGAAAGUCAGAUGUCUGUAAUUUAAAACCUUUGUUGUAAAUAUUUUAAAGUGUGAUUUGUAAAUAUUAUUCAAAAAUGAAAACUA